Molecule: messenger RNA, 4983 nt
Organism: Oncorhynchus mykiss (rainbow trout)
Lineage: Eukaryota; Metazoa; Chordata; Actinopteri; Salmoniformes; Salmonidae
Biological process (GO): immune response
Cellular component (GO): membrane
Molecular function (GO): receptor ligand activity; tumor necrosis factor receptor binding
Source: RefSeq, a predicted model, not a curated record
GGUAUUUUGAUUUGUGCAAUGAAGCAAAUAUAGCGUGACUAAUGCGUUAAUAGUUACUUAGUGGCUUUUGAGAGUGCUUCCAAGUUGUGGGCUGAGGCUUUGCAUUCGUGCGAGCGUCUGGCACACGACGGGUGCACUGCACUGAAAACUCUUUCCCGGAGAAGAAAAGCUCACGCGAAAGUGUGCUAGAUCAUACGUGGUCUAGGUCAGAAAUGACCCCCAGGAAGGCUGCAAAGGCAAAUGGAAGACAAGGAAGUUGACUCAACGAAUCAAGUGGUAGAAGGAUGCAAUCGUAGUGGAUGUAAAAUACAUAUUUCGUUGCACCCUGGCUGCAUAUUGCUCAACAUUGCGCAUUUGUAUACGACCUGCAAGCCAGACAGUCCACGAUAUUUCGUCUGAUUAAAUGCAUUGAUUAAAGCAACAUGAAUGGCUAUUGAUUUGAAACCCAUGUAAUUGUUUAAUCUUUCACAUGAAUUUAACUUUUAUCAAUAGGGCUGUUGAGAUAUAAUUUGUUACUGCGGGCAAUAACACUUGUGCGCCUUGUCGAAAAUGUGAGCAUUUGGAUUUGAUUUCACCAAGAAGGGAAACAUGUGUCGCUGGAAUGAAGUUAACAUGAACACUUCGAAUAGUCUGCAAUGAUAGCCGGGGAAUGUGGAACGACCAUGCAUCGAAUUCUACAGAGGAGAACAGUGCGCAAACUUCGCUUCGUCUGGGUAUUCAUGGCCAUGGUGGCUCUGUCGCUCGCCGCCUGUAGCGCACUAUUUACGGCGUGGACCUGGAGACAGACGCUGGACCUGUCCCAGUCCGUUAAAACUCUGCAAGACCGAUUGGAGCAAGUGAACACUCAGCGUAAGGCCAUUGUCCAACUCAUCAUGGAGAAGAGAGAGUUGCUGGUUGGGCAAAGGGUGAAAAGAGAUGGGGGAACUGGGAAAGGGAAGAGUGGAAAUGGAAAGAAAGUGGCUUCUCAGUUUGAGAUAACCAAAGAGUCUGUUCAGAAAGUGGGAGCUGAUGGCUUGAUAAAAGGAUGGACGGACUCGGAGCAGUUGAAUAUGAGCAAAGCUGUGAAGUACAACACAGACAGAGGCACCUUCACAGUGGAGAGAGCUGGAGUCUACUUCCUCUACUGUCAGGUGUUGUUCAAUGAGAAUCAGUCUCAGCUGGUGAAGUUGGAAGUGGCGGUGGUGAAGAGCGGCCAGCCGCUGCAGAAGCUGCAGUGCAUGGAGGGCUAUGGCACUACACCUGCAUCCGGAUCCCACCAGUUCCACUUUCUCAAACCCUGCCAGGUGUCUGGCCUGCUGCGGCUAGAGAAGGGGGCAGAGCUACAGGCCAUCACAGGCGCCGGCUUCAGCCUCCACACCACGGGGAAGCACUACUUAAGCCUCUUCAAGGUCAACUGAGUUGCCGGAGAGGAUGGAAAUAUUGGAAGGAUGGAGGGGGUGGAAAAAUGGUUGAAGGAAGCGGUUUGUCCUACUCCGACCUGUAUUAAUGAGACACACCAACGUGACAUUCCUCAUUUGUUUUAUUGUGAAAUCUGGACCAAUGAUCAGGGGCAUUGGAAUAACUAUGGAUCAUGUUCGCUACAGACACUUUGUAUCAGAGGAGGCUGGUGGGAGGAGCUGGCUCAUUGUAGGGGCUGGAAUGGAAUAAAUGGAACCGAGUCGAACGUGGUUUCCAUAUGUUUGAUACCGCUCCAUUUAUUUCCUUCCAGCCAUUACAAUGAGCCUGUCCUCCUAUAGCCCCCCCUCCCACCAGCCUCCUCUGCUCUGUAUGAUACUUCUUCAAAGACAGAAGCUGUAAGGAAGAUUAUAAAGGGAUACUUAUGCACUUCUAGACCCUCCUAGCGAUUCUACCCCUGCUUUUUUAAGGAAAACCCAUGGAACGUUGUCUGGAUCAGUUGAUGCUGCUCUUCUGGAGUGAAGCUCAUCCUCCUGAGUCUUAGUUCACCGUGACUUCGCCUGAGCAUAGCAGGGAACUGACCCAUGAUGCACCUCUCUGAGGCGCUAAGCUGGUGGACUACUGAAUGAGAAGGAUUCUGAGUAAUGAGCUGGAUGGAUAUGUUGAACUAUGUUGAUCCUUGUUAUCUCAGCAGUUGGGUUGUACAUGUCUUUCACACACAGGAACGUAUACAACAACAAAAAAACUAGCCUAUGAUCUUACCAACGUCUCUCAGUCUAGAGACUCUUUAUGACUAUCCAUCUCAAUCUUUUAAACUGAGUCUCUUAACAUUAUAGGCCUAUCAUAUAUCAUUUUAGAUACAAAUAUUCAGUAUGUUCUGUCGAAUCACAUUUCAAUAUGUUACAUGAUUGUCAGUUUCAGACUGCACAUCGAAGAACUAGGGCCGGGAUUCAUUCCAAGAUGCGCUAUAGAGCAGCACUCUAAACAGCCGACAAUGAGUCUUUUAAAGGCAUUUUCCCCCAAAUUCACGAAGAUCGCAUCCCCAGUAAUCGCUGCGCAUGUUGGCUCAAGAGAAAAUGACCUUCAAAAGUCCAUUACAGUGAGCUGUGCUAUGAGACGCGUUGGAUUGAAUCCCGGCGUAGUUGUGUAUAUAAGGCUCAGCCUGUCGAGAUGCAGUAUAUCAUGGUGGAAAUAUAAAUGAUUUUGUAUAUCGUAAUCACAAUACUUGUACUCAUUCCAAGCUCUCUUAGGUGCCAUUUGCAGCAAUAUGUAUUGAACACAGACAGUACAAACAGAGUAUUUCUAGCAGGUGGUUUGGUUUAAUGUUUUAACACUCCUACUCUGGUUUAUAAGUAGUGUGUGGGUGACCACAUUGGCUUCUCCUCAGCAAUUUACACACAUACACACACACACACACACAGACAAAUACACCACAAUGCAAAAGUCACAUCAUUCUAGUUUUCAGUUCAAAACAGUCCUAAUUUCUCAUCAUUAGAUGGAAAGUACCUCAUUUGUAAAAAGAGGUCUAUUUGUGAGUCAAACCCGUAGGUCAAGGUUGAAGAACCAGUGAGGGGAUAUUGUGUGUGCACGUGUUUGUGAAAUUAUGUGUGCAAUGCUGGUUGUUGUUCUAAACUGACUUCCCAAAAGUCAAAUAAUUCUGGUUUCCAGCUCAAAAGAGCUGUAGUUUGUCAUCAUUAGAGCACAAGUGGAAAGUGUGUUAUUGUGUUGUAAACAUAUUUCCUGUUUGAUUUCCUAAUCCUUCUCCGCUUCCCUUUUGCACCUCACAUUUAGCCCGUUUUGCAUCUAACAUUUCCCUUUCAGAACCCAACACACACACACACACACACACACACACACACACACACACACACACACACACACACACACACACACACACACACACACACACACACACUUCCUGAAUCCAACCAGAACCAAAUAGCUGAACGCUUUUGAGGAAUCAAAUUCCUAACACUUCACUCCCCCAAUUCCUAUAUUUUUAAAUGUCAAAGUUUAUUGCCAACUUAAAAAGCAUUAUUUAGCACAAAGAGGCCUGUCUGUGAGAAGUCCAAAAAAGUAGGUCAAGGUUGAAGAACCAGCAAGGGGAUAUAGUGUGUGUACGUGUCUGCGAAAUGAUGUGUGCAAUGCUGGUUGUUGUUCUAAGCUCACUUCCCAUAAAAUGGUAAACCUUUUUAAACCCUUUUAAUAUCUCCUUGUGUUCGCUUUCAACUCUGGCCAGGGACGACUACUGCUCUAUGAUACAAUAUGACAAACAAAAAAUAGACAAUCUUCUUACUCCUCCGUUAUUCUCCAGCGUCCCCCAAUGACAUCACUGUAUUGCUAAAUAGAAUGUGUGGAACGCUGCACUAUUCUGGUUCUUUAGUCAUGACUCACAUACUACUGUGUAUUGAGUCGUCACCACCUGUGAUUCAUACUUCUGUAGCUCAAGGUCUGGAGUCAGUACAACAGUGCAGACAGACUGGGAGGACUUCCUGUGAGGGCUAGAGGAGGCGAUUCAGCAGCCCGAUGUGCCUGUGUGUUUUCCUGUGUUUGCUAUUCAAGCAUCCAUCCACGAAUCACAUAAUUUUGUUCAAUUUAAUUUGAUUUUAUUACAAACAAAACUCGAAAUAAAAAGAGAUGCAUUUUAUUAUUGACAUGUUUAACUGCCACUCAUUGUUUAUCGGUCGGCACCACCACAACGUACACAGUGACACGAAAUAUCGAGGAAUUAAAAACAAAACACAAAAUCUGAAAAAAGAACAAGAAAAGAGAGAGGAAGUGCCUGAUUGGACCGUGUCCAUUUUAGUUAAGGGGUUGCAAAACACUUCCUAGGAAACGUAAUCAGUGAAAUGUAGUUUAUAGACUCUUCACUUGGAACACCUGUGUGGAGUAUUCAGGGUUUUAAGGAAAUACAUGAACAUCUUCUACUUUCAUUAUUUGAAAUAUGUCCAGGGAACUAACUAAAAGUGGUCUAUUUCAACUAGCAUGUAAAGAGUUUACAUCUCCCGAUUAAUUCAGACUUAACUUCUUUACACUUAUUUCAGCUAUGUUAUGUUUAAGGCUGUUUGUGGAUACAGUAUAUAAAGUUGACUUGAUUCUACUAACAGCCUCUGAGUUUCCAGAGAAUAAUGAAUUGAUGUACUUUAACUGAUGUUAAGAUAGUACACUGUUUCAUUUUGUCUUAACGCAUUUAGGGUUACAUAUGUAGUAUAUUAUAUAGGUUAUUUGCAAGCCCCGAAUCUAGAAUGUAAGCAAGAAAUGUUUUGUUGUUGUUGUGUUCUCUCAACCUCUUCGCUUUGCUUUAUGCUCCGACUAUAAGACGUCUGAUAUAAGAGGUGCAUUUGUGCACCAAAACGUACGAUUUUAUUGUUUUCUCAAUCUCUCAUUUGGUAGAAGCUCUUUUUUUUCCAAUAGCAACAGCAAAGACAACAGCAACGUCAACAACAACAAUAAUAAUCAUAGUCGCAGUAAGUCAACAAGAGUAAAAACACAAGAGAACACGAAUGAGCCAAGUUUAAAUAUGCAAAGAAUAUCACAGAAUUCGUAGAAAGUAGGAGAAACUAAAAAAAAAAAAAAACGAGAAAGAAA